This is a messenger RNA of Closterium sp. Yama58-4, 1116 nucleotides long. NCBI's taxonomy places the organism in Eukaryota, Viridiplantae, Streptophyta, Zygnematophyceae, Desmidiales, Closteriaceae. The record is from the annotation of a GenBank genome assembly.
AUGAGCCUACCGACUUUUGUUUCUCUCUUGGCGCUCCAGUUCACCGUAGCUCCAAUUCUCUUCCAUCAGACGCCUCUAGCCAUGGCUACCACAGCAGACGAGGACGACGCUGCUGGACCAGCCGAUGAACCGGGAAAUAGCCGCGCGCCCAUGACGGGUUUAGACCUAUUGCGCGGCUUAGGAGCAACCCCUGCACCAGCUGAACCGAAGCCACCCUGUAGCAGUGACGGGUGGCAAUCUCCGAUACCGAAACCACCCGUUGUUUCAAGCUUGGUGAGUGAGCCAGCGACGGUUCCUCUCUCCAAAGUUCCCGAGUCGUCUACUUCUGCGACACCAAAGAAACGUCGUGUUUGCAUAGACCAUGGUCCCGACAACGCCAAGUACGGUCGCAACGGCAUCAGUGGCAGAGAUCUCCAGCUCAACUCGAUGAGAGCUCAUCAGUUUAGUGCUAAACAUGACGCGGCGCUCACGAGGCAGAAGAAUCUUUUGGCGCAGAUCCAGAAUCAGAAGCGACUCGACGACUUCAAGAAGCAUGGCCCGGAUGGUGCGCGCAUCACCAGGCUCAUGUGGAGCAUCGACUUCAUGGUGGCCUUGGCAAUCAAGGAGUCGGCGCUGAAGUUUCCCAACUUCGGCAUCGUCGAUAAGGCUAUUCGUGGACUUGGCGACAUUGUCGGGCGCUCCUCGGUUUGGUAUAAGCGCUUCAAGGAUCUUCAGUUGGGAGCUACACCGAACCAACCUGAAGUACGGUGCGACCUUUGGCGGGGGGCUCAGCAAGCACAUUUCACGCUUCAUCGAGCAGCAACAGGGGAGCGAGCAAUGACGGUUGACGGAGUGGACGAGGACGGCCAGCCAACUUCACAUCGGUUCAUACUGCGGGAGGAGCCAAUCGCAGGGCAUAAGUAUACGGUGGUUCGUUCCGGGGAAUACGUGAAGUUGUGCCAUCAUUUCGCACGAGAAGUCGCCUGCAACCUUCACCUUCGGAUGUGGGACUUGAAGCAGAUGGGCUGCACCCAACUGUUCAAGGCUGACACGUUGCCCAAGAAAUUGGCCAGAGGGACCGCAAGUGCCUUGAGUGGCUGCGGGCGAACGCUGCUCUUUUCGGCGGGAAGCUGCUAG